GCUGCUGGUCCUCUGGGGGGCUUUCAUCGGCGCUCAUUACAUCCGAGGGAAUGGUGUCCGCACCGCAGAUCCACGCAACUCUUUCUGAAUGUUUGGCAUUUUUUGCAGGCGAGCAUCUUGACUUGUGAUCGAGAGAGACGCGGACUGCAGCAGCCUCCGAUCCUUUCACAUGGAGAUUUGUGCCUCGCUCGCACCGCACAUCUUGAAAACGGGGACCGGGGCCCUGCUGGUUUUCCCCUCAGAAUCGGCUUCAUUUAUUCGAGAAAAUGCAGAACUCAAACAGCAGAUGAACUAUGAAUGCUGAACACAAUGAUCUCCUCCCUCCAGCGCCAGACAAUGAGAGGUCGUAGGCUGAAGGGGGCGCUGUCCAACCCCCUAUUCGUGCUGCUUUUGGCCCUUCAGAUCCUGGUCGUGGCUGGGCUGGUUCGCGCUCAGACCUGUCCUUCUGUCUGCUCAUGCAGCAACCAGUUCAGCAAAGUAAUAUGCACCCGCCGAAGUCUACGGGACGUCCCAGAUGGCAUUUCCACCAACACUCGCUACCUGAACCUCCAGGACAACCUCAUCCAGGUCAUCAAGGUGGACAGUUUCAAACAUCUGCGCCAUCUGGAGAUCCUGCAGCUGAGCAAAAACCACAUUCGCAACAUUGAAAUUGGCGCCUUUAAUGGACUGGCCAGUCUCAACACUUUGGAGCUUUUUGAUAAUCGGCUCACGACAAUCCCCAAUGGAGCAUUUGAGUACCUGUCCAAGCUGAAGGAAUUGUGGCUACGGAACAACCCGAUCGAAAGUAUACCAUCUUAUGCCUUCAACCGAGUCCCCUCGCUUCGAAGGCUGGAUCUAGGUGAGCUCAAACGUCUCUCUUACAUUUCUGAUGGAGCCUUCAAGGACUUGAGCAACCUGCGCUACCUAAACCUGGGAAUGUGCAACCUCAAGGAGAUCCCAAACAUUUUACCUUUGAUCAGGCUUGAAGAGCUAGAAAUGUCAGGAAACCAGCUCACUGUUGUCAAGCCCAGCGCAUUUUUAGGAUUAGUGAACCUCCAGAAGCUGUGGAUGAUGCAUGCCCAGAUACAAACUUUAGAGAGGAAUUCCUUUGAUGACCUUCAGUCUCUGGUGGAGCUCAACCUAGCUCACAACAACCUUACCUUUCUACCACAUGACCUCUUCACACCGUUGCAUCGCCUGGAGCGGGUCCACCUCCAUCACAACCCUUGGAACUGCAACUGUGAUAUCCUGUGGCUCAGCUGGUGGCUGAAGGAGACAGUACCCGCUAAUACUAGCUGCUGCGCCCGUUGCCAUUCGCCUGCAGUCUAUAAAGGUCGCUACAUUGGGGAAUUGGACCACAGCUACUUCCAGUGCGAUGUUCCUGUCAUUGUGGAGCCACCCAGUGACUUGAAUGUGACAGAAGGCAUGGGUGCAGAGCUUAAAUGUCGUACAAGCUCGCUGACAUCCAUCAGCUGGCUUACACCAAAUGGCUCGCUGGUGACACAUGGGGCUUACAAGGUACGUUUGUCUGUACUCAAUGAUGGGUCACUGAACUUUACUAGUGUCACCAUGCAGGACACUGGGACUUACACCUGUAUGGUAAGCAACACAGCAGGCAACAUUUCUGCCUCUGCUGUGCUUAAUGUCACUUCUGUGGAAAACAGCGGGGUGACCUAUUUUACCACAGUCACUGUGGAGACCAUUGAGUCCCCGGGGGACUAUAGCCAAACGCCACUUCCCCCAUUUGGCUGGGUGUCAUCCUCGACAACAAAAGGUACUCCUAUUUCCACAAGGACCACAGAGCGGACUUACACCAUUCCAGUUCUUGAUCCGGAUGGAGAGGGAGCCCUCAAUGGCCUGGAUGAGGUGAUGAAAACUACCAAGAUUAUCAUUGGCUGCUUCGUGGCCAUAACGCUAAUGGCUGCUGUUCUGCUGGUAAUUUUCUACAAGAUGAGGAAGCAACAUAACCAGCAGGAUCCGGAUGGCCCUGCCUCCUCCAUGGAGGUCAUUACAGUUGAAGAAGAGCUUGCAGGUGUUGCUGCCAUGGAGAGACACCUAUCGCUGCCUCCUCUGGAGCACUACAACCACUACAACACCUACAAGAGCAGUUACCACCACGGUCCUAUGCUCAGUACCAUACACAGCUCAGCCACACAGGAACCUUUACUGAUUCAAGCCUGCUCAAAAGACAAUGUACAAGAGACCCAAAUCUGAUCUUGAAUUUGACUAAACAUCUUGUGUCAGCAGUUUCAUACUUGGAGUACAAUGGACCAAAUGUGAAGAUAAAAAAGAAGUCAAGAUGACAUUAACCUGACAGAGGUGAUGUCUGUAAUGACGAAGAAUCACCAUUUGGCAAAGGGACGACAUAUGAUACUUUACCAAGUGUCUUUACAAAAACAAAGAUUAUUUAUUAAAAGUAUGUCUAGUGGCUAAAUGAAGAAAAACAAUUUGUGAUAGCUUUUAAGCUCAUUUUAUUUCUCUCUUUCUGUGUAAUACUGCACAAGGGAAAGAAUGGUUUACAAAACAAAUGAACACAAGCAAACAAAUACAGCUCAUGUGUAGAAAAUGAUCUAUAAUUAAUAUAACGCCAUUCAUUUAAUAUUUAGAUUUUACCUGAUAAUAAUGUGUUUUGUUUGAGGGCACCGUUUUAAGAUGUAUAAGCAUUUACCAAUUUGAAAUCUGCUAGUUUUUCAGGCCACCAUGUCCAAUUCAGCAGUGUUUUAUAAGAGUAAAAAUAAACAUAAAAUGGGUUUAUUCAUGCUGUCAUGUUCCAGCUGACUGUCACUCAACACCAAAUUAGAUCCUCUAAUGAUAGAGCUCUGGAUGAUAUCGCAGGGAAGCCAGCAUGCCUGAGGAGCAAGGCAGCCAAAUUAGUAACUGCAUUUCCCCUGUGGCUCCUAAAAAACAACCAUACAUCCUUCACUUUAAUUAAGAUUAAGUUCUUGCUCCCACUCUUCCUUCUACCUUUACUUUACACUUCAACCUCUACAAUUUCUCACCUUGUACACCUCCUCUCUUCUUUAAGUCUAGGCUUGAUCUUCCCUGUAUUCCCCUCUCAUCUUUCUUACAUGUCCUCUUGUUUCUUUCAUUGUCUCUCUGUCACUUAGCUCAGGCACGUUCUUCACCCUUCGCCAUGUCUCAUUUGUCUCGCUUUAUCCGCCGGCAUGUGCCGCACGACGGCAGAAUAUUGCUUGGGAAAAUGAAGGGGAGCAUAAGGCUGCAGUAUGUAGCCACCCUGUUAACCUAGUAAUGAUCUACGUCCACUCAGUGUCGCGUUACCUUACCCCAGGGUCAUACGAGCAUGGGAGCUGAUAGUCCAUCUGUUAAACAGCUAAAGAGGCAAAUGAGGCUGCUUUGUAAUGUGUGACCCUGUCAGACUAAAGCAGACGGGGCUAACAUAGUCAGUGAAGCAGCUAGGAACCUGCAAGAAAAUAAGGGGAGAUGGGUUGUAGCUCAUUAAUCUGUAUCAGCAGUUCAUUUGCAGAGGGAAAGCUGAUAACAAAACAGCAUAAGACUUUUCCACUCUCCCUGCGCCCGACAUCUAACGGGGGGGAGAGGCCUUUGAUAUUGAAGUGACCCCUGCUCAGUCUCAUUUUUGAGAGAAAAACACCCACACUUUGAUGUUGCGUGAUUUAUAGACCAUCAAAACAUUGUCUCUCCUGUAGUCUGUUUGCGCUUUGAUUUUUCAUUUACUUUUCAAAGAGGAAGGCUUAAGGAAAAGGGAGGUAGGGAAGAAAAGUGAUAAACAGAGGGUGGAAAAAGGCGAGCCAAACCCACAAUGGCCAUAAGGGGUCUUCAAACAAAUAUAUUGCUGAUAUGAAGCAGGAGGAGUGAAAAAAAAGAUAAGGAACAAGGAGGCAAAACUAGCCAUCAGACCGUCGCCAUGGAAACAGUGACCUUGUGCAGAAAGAAAGGAGAGGUAGAUAUGCCUUUCACUUUGGUCUCUGUGCAACAAGCAUAUUUAAUUUCCCACCGGCAAUUUCAGAAAUGCGACAAAUUAUCGACAAAACUGACAAUUGAAUGUACAUUUAAAAAUAGUUCUUAUGGGAUUUGAGCUUUGUGACAUUAUUUUGCAGUGCAACAAACAUGUUCAGUUACUUGAAUGAUAUAUUACUGAAUGAUGUGAACAUUUUAACAUAAAUGUCCAGCAGCCGUACUAACAUAGAUUUGAGUGUGAGCCACAUUAAGCACUGGCACACGCACAAAAUCAUAUACUUCUUAUCAAUCAGUCCCCUAAAUGUAUUUAUUACGAUUUAUACAAAAUACAGAUUAAUGACUGGUGAUCCCUCGCGAAACCUAUUCAUUAUCAGCCUUUCAUUUUGUGUUACGAAAGGCGAGAAUAAUACCAUCAAUGGUAACAACGUAGAGUAAACCAUUCUUUCCCUUUCCACUGUUUUCUUUUUCAAUGCUCGAUACCUUUUCAAUGCUUUUGGUGGCUUAAUGAUUCAAUGUUGACGCUGGCUACAGUGAAAAAAAAGGUUGAGAUUUUUUAUAUAUAUAUUUGGGGAUGAGGGUUGUGAGUUAUCAGGAUGAGUGGAAUAUCUCUGUAUUGGUAUUUGCGUGAGCAGGAUGGCUUUAUGUGGAGAUCAAUUUGAAUGCCAGAAUGAAAUUAGACUGACCUGCAGAAUGUUGGACUUGAAAUACCAGCAGAGUGAGCUUGAUUUUUGUGCAAAACCCCAAGCCAAGGUUAUCCGAUUCUUGUGUGUUAUUCUGCCUACUGUCUAUGUAUAGGGAGGGUUACUGUAUGUGGGAAUAUUGUCUCUCAUUUUUGGAGAGAAUAGUCAUCAAAAGGUUACAUUUCUACAAAAUAAAAAAAAUAUUUUCAAAAACAUAAUGCAAAAAAAAAAGAUCUUCAGAUCAUAAUUUUACAUGUGCUUCAAUUGUUAAAAAAAGACAAAAAAGCUAAAACAAAAAGAAGAAAAAAAACAAGAGACUGUGCUUGUAAGGAGUCCAACUCAUUUCUCUGAGGAUGAUGUUCAAUUAUUGAUACCUGAGAUUGUAGUUCAUACUGUACAUGAAUACAAAUAAAAGUUGCAAUUCUUUUUUUUCCAA
This is a messenger RNA of Trematomus bernacchii (emerald rockcod), 5031 nucleotides long. RefSeq names its product leucine rich repeat containing 4C, genome duplicate b (gene lrrc4cb). The transcript is spliced from 2 exons. Gene Ontology annotation, biological process: synaptic membrane adhesion; regulation of axonogenesis; modulation of chemical synaptic transmission. Gene Ontology annotation, cellular component: postsynaptic density membrane; plasma membrane; glutamatergic synapse. Bases 298 to 2193 code for a protein of 631 amino acids. Gene Ontology annotation, molecular function: cell-cell adhesion mediator activity. Lineage: Eukaryota; Metazoa; Chordata; Actinopteri; Perciformes; Nototheniidae. The record is from RefSeq and is a predicted model, not a curated record.